Notechis scutatus (mainland tiger snake) is the source of this 2996-nucleotide messenger RNA. The record is from RefSeq and is a predicted model, not a curated record. NCBI's taxonomy places the organism in Eukaryota, Metazoa, Chordata, Lepidosauria, Squamata, Elapidae.
UUUAAUUUCAGAGGGCGCAGCAGUGGCAAAGGGCCCCCUCAACCACCGAUUCCCUUUCAAGGCAUAUAUGCAAACAUGCGAAUGGUUCACAUACUCACAUCCGUUGUCGGAUCAAAAUGUGAAGUACAGGUGAAAAAUGGAAGUAUAUAUGAAGGAGUUUUUAAAACUUACAGCUCUAAGUGCGAUUUAGUGCUCGACGCGGCUCAUCAGAAGACGGCGGAAUCCAGUCUGGGUCCCAAACAAGAAGACAUCAUCGAGAGCAUCCUGUUCAAGUCUUCGGAUUUUGUGAUGGUGCACUUUAAGGACAUGGACUCCAGCUACGCCCAGAGAGAUGCCUUCACGGAUUCUGCCAUCAGUGCGAAAGUGAAUGGUGAGCACAAGGAGAAGGACCUGGAGCCUUGGGACGGAGGAGAAGGCGCCACUGCCGAUGACCUGGAAGCCUUAGAGACGGAUGUUUCCAAUGGAUGGGAUCCCAAUGACAUGUUUCGCUACAACGAAGAAAACUACGGGGUGGUGUCGACGUACGACAGCAGCUUGGCUUCCUAUACGGUACCCCUGGAAAGAGAUAAUUCUGAAGAUUAUUUAAAACGGGAAGCAAGAGCAGCCCAAUUAGCAGAAGAAAUCGAAUCCAGCGCCCAGUACAAGGCUCGGGCCGCUUUGGAGAAUGAUGACCGGUCCGAAGAAGAAAAAUACACCGCGGUUCAGCGAAAUGCUUCCGAGCGAGAAGGGUCCCUGGCAGCCCCCAGGUAGAGUGAUGGGGAAAGUGGGAUGGCGGGGAAUUCCUUCCUUCCUUCCUUCCUUCCUUCCCCCCUCCAUUUCUUCCUUCCAUUCUCUCCUUCAUUCUCAUCCUUCCAUCUAUCUAGCUUUUCCUUCUUCAUAUCAUUUGUUCUGUCAGGUGUUCCCUGGCCAUCGCCUUGCCCAUCUCCUUCCUCUCGCCCUCCUCGCUACCAGUCAGCUCCCACCUCUCUUCCACCACGGGCAGCCACCCCUACAAGGCCGCCCUCCAGGCCCCCCUCGCGGCCCUCCAGGCCCCCGCCUCACCCCUCUGACCAUGGCUCGCCAGCUCCCGUCUCUACUCUGCCUAAACGCAUGUCUUCAGAAGGACCCCCCCGGAUGUCUCCCAAGGCACAGCGGCACCCGCGAGGCCACCGAGUCCCGGCGGGGAGAGGCGUCAUCUCCAGCGGCUUAGAAUUCGUCUCCCACAACGUGCCCGGCGAAGCCAGCUCCUCCUCCUCGUCCUCCUCCUCUUCCUCCUCGGCCCGAGGCGGCUCUUCAGGUGGGACGUGGUCCUCGGUGGUCAUGGGGGUCACCAGGUCGUCCCCCAAGGCGCACAGACCCCGGUCUCCAAGGCAGAGCAGCGGGGGAGGGCUCCCUUCUGGCCCGGCCUUGUCCUCCCCCCAAGCUGGCUCGAUCCCAGCCGAAUUUGCAGCCGCCCCGGUGCCAGUGGCUUCGCCCACCCCCGCCAGUCCUGCCACCAACAGGGCAAGCACCCCAUCUGCCGAAGCAAAAGACGGCCGGCUCUAUGAGCAGAGGCAGGGCGGCUCCUCCCCGGCUGCAGCCAAGGAGCAUCUCAAGCCCAGCGAAGCUUCUCCCCAUUUUAGCAAGCCGGAAGGCAAAGGAGUUUCUCCGGCUGUUCUAGAACACAGAAAACAGAUCGACGAUUUGAAGAAAUUCAAGAACGACUUCAGGUUACAAUCGAGCUCUAACCCCGAAAUGGUGGAGCAGCUGCUGAGUAAAACCGAAGAGGGUGAAAAAGGCCGGGAGGCCCCCAAGGAGAAGGUGGACCCCACCCCUAAAGACUCGGUGGCCGAGCCGGGCGGCAGCGGGGGCCCCUCAGCCAGCGGGAGCAACCCCUCCAGCAGCCCCCCCAGCGCCUUGCCUGCCAGCAGCAGCCUGGCGGAGCCGAAGGCCGGACCGGAGGUGACGUCCCAGGGCGUCCAGACCUUGGGCCCCGGGGCCAAGCAGGAGAAGGAGGACAAGGAGGAGAAGAAAGACGCCACCGAACAAGUCAGGAAGUCCACGCUGAAUCCCCACGCGAAGGAAUUCAACCCCCGCUCUUUCGCCCAGCCCAAACCUUCCACCACGCCAACAUCGCCCCGUCCGCAAGCCCAGCCCAGCCCGUCGAUGGUGGGUCACCAGCAACCUGCUCCAGUCUACUCCCAGCCUGUUUGCUUCGCCCCCAACAUGAUGUACCCGGUCCCUGUCAGCCCGGGCGUUCAGCCUUUGUACCCGAUCCCCAUGACCCCGAUGCCGGUCAACCAGGCCAAGACCUACAGAACAGGUAAAGUGGCCAACAUGCCUCAGCAGCGGCAAGAGCCCCACCCGCAGAACGCCCUGAUGCACCCAGCCUCGGCCGCCGGGGCCCCCAUGGUGGCCACACCGCCGGCCUACUCGGCCCAGUACGUCGCCUACAGCCCUCAGCAGUUCCCCAGCCAGCCUCUGGUGCAGCACCUGCCCCACUACCAGUCUCAGCACCCCCACGUCUAUAGCCCUGUCAUUCCGGGCAACGCUCGGAUGAUGGCGCCGCCAGCCCACCCACAACCCGGCCUGGUCUCUUCUCCUGCCAGCCAGUACGGGGCCCACGAACAGACGCAUGCGAUGUAUGCAUGUCCCAAAAUACCCUACAGCAAGGAGACAGGCCCUUCCUUCUACUUUGCCAGUGAGUUUGGGGAUCUUUUUUUUGUGUGUGUGUGUAUGUGUAUGUGUUUGUGUACUAACCUCGAUGUUACACAUUGCACGAAUCGUUGUCGGUAAAAGGGGAAAAUCGGACGCUCUUCCCUCCCUUUGCACCAAACCUUCACUUGGCACAUGGAGGUUUAUUUUUCCUCUUGGGGGGGGGGGGGGGAGGAUGAGGGGUAGUGAAACUUGUAGCAUAUCCAGAGAUGGCGAAGGAAGCUGUCGGAAGAACCUUGGGUAGAGAAAUGCAGGUAAAACGACUGUCAGGGUCCCCUGGGGAAAAAAAAGAGCUCCCUACGUAAAAUCUGUGCUUCUCAUGG